AUGACAGAACGGAUAGCCGCAGUGGCGAGCGGGACGUGGUUGUGGGCUGAAGAGGUGCCUUGGGGAGCUGAUUCGCCAGGCCCUGCAGCGAAUGGGGCUGUGAGACGCUGCCUUUUGACCCCAGACGACGACAGCAGAUCUCAGCCGUCCAAACGACGGCAGGAUUGUUGGCCCACCCCCCGGUUCCCCAUUGACGGCCGUGCAAAUUCCGCAGGCGCUGUCCAUAUGAAAAUUGCGGCGAGGUCGAUGCAGCUGGGCCACUGCUGUCCAAUUGAAAGGCGACAUUGGCGCCUCUGGGUGUUGGCCUGCCCAUCUAUUCCCAACUCGGCCAUACACCCAACGUCCUCCAUCCUCCACAAGCUUUCCACGCCAUGUACCGACGGCGGGGCUAUUACAGGCGGCUCUCGAAACUUUGAAUCGCGUUCAAGCGCACGCCGUAGCUUAACGUCGCCACUAGCAUGGCAUGAUUAUUCUGCCAUACUCGAACAGCUCUAA
This is a messenger RNA of Bipolaris victoriae FI3, 495 nucleotides long. RefSeq lists its product as hypothetical. The transcript has a single exon. The coding region runs from base 1 to 495 and encodes 164 amino acids. The record is from RefSeq and is a predicted model, not a curated record. Lineage: Eukaryota; Fungi; Ascomycota; Dothideomycetes; Pleosporales; Pleosporaceae.